CUCCUCCCUCCCACCAUGUCCGAACUGCCAGAUGAAUUGCUCAAAGAGAUCCUCGAGCCAGCUUUCGCUAUUCCUGACGCUCUCUUUCGCAACCCCUCAGGCCGCUCGCCUUUCUCCACUUAUGUGAACAACUACAAGACCUCGUCGCUGCUGCUCGUCAGCAAGAACUGGUGUCGCGUCGGCACGCCACUUCUCUACCACGAUGUCAUCCUUCGCUCGAAGGCUCAGGCUCGAGCAUUGGCAGCGGCCUUCAAGUCCAAUCCAGACCUCGCACGCUGGGUCAGAAAGCUGCGGGUCGAGGGUGGCUUCGGACCUUGCAUGCAACAGAUUCUGGAGAAGUGCGGGCCAAACCUCACGGACGUCUGUCUGACGACAGUUCUGUACAGCGACGACAGCGCCAGCGGAAUUGUGUCCUGCCUCAGUCUCCUGAAUCCAACGACUCUUGUGUUCCUGCACUCUCCCGAAGUUCGCGCGAAGGUGAACAGCAACAUGGCGAAGCUCCUUGCAGCUUUGUUCACCGCGGUUCCCACUUGGGAUAAACUGGUUAGU
Molecule: messenger RNA, 549 nt
Organism: Schizophyllum commune H4-8
Lineage: Eukaryota; Fungi; Basidiomycota; Agaricomycetes; Agaricales; Schizophyllaceae
Exons: 1
Source: RefSeq, a predicted model, not a curated record